Messenger RNA from Haliotis rufescens (red abalone), 1265 nucleotides. Its product is annotated as probable G-protein coupled receptor B0563.6. Gene Ontology annotation, molecular function: G protein-coupled peptide receptor activity. NCBI's taxonomy places the organism in Eukaryota, Metazoa, Mollusca, Gastropoda, Lepetellida, Haliotidae. Gene Ontology annotation, cellular component: membrane. Gene Ontology annotation, biological process: G protein-coupled receptor signaling pathway. The coding region runs from base 1 to 1242 and encodes 413 amino acids. The record is from RefSeq and is a predicted model, not a curated record. The transcript has a single exon.
AUGAAUAUCACCUUUGCCUACGCCGUAACAACAAUACUUGCAGCUACCCUAACUGCAGAUACUGAUAACGGCACAACGACUUCCACUCUCAUUGAAACGUCAAACGAAACCACUGAUGUCUUCAACUCCUCGGUUCUCGCGGCUGAAAACGAAAGCUCGACUCAAGAAUCGGCACCAUCUUCCCGAAGACAGACAUACCAGCCAUUAGUCAGCACUGAAGCGAAAGAACUCGUUCUCGAUAUCAUCUACUGUGGACUGCUUCCUGUCGUCUGCGUGUUUGGAAUUGUGGGUAACGUAAUGAGCUUCGUAGUACUCUAUAUCCAGGGGUCGAAGGAACGAACCAAUAUCAUCCUCGUUGCAUUAGCUAUUUCGGACACACUGUUUCUAAUAACAACAUUACUGCGAAAGGUCAACCACCUUGUGUCUAAGGUCGACAAGAAUGCUGCAUUCGACGUUAAUAUGAUCAUGCAAGCCCAAGUACUAAUGUUGAACAUGCUGUUCGGACGGAUCACAAGCGCUCUCACCAUGCUCAUUGCCAUAGAACGUUUCAUAGCAGUGUACUUCCCUCUCAAGGCCCAAUUCCUUCUAACGCCGACUCGCGUGAAGUUCGCCGUAGUCUUUUUGUAUGUUACUCUUUGUGCCACCUUUGCCCCUCUGCUCAAUCUCUACAAAAUCACCUAUGUAUUCAGUAAACGUCAACAACGCAUCAUUCCCUAUAUAAGAGUGACACAGUUCUACAUCGACAACGCGGAUUUCUUUGACGUCUACUUGGACCAGAUCCUCAACAUCAUGUUCCGCUACACUCCGAUGGUGCUGGUGUGUGUCUUCACCGUUCUGGUUGUCUUAAGGAUCAAGAGGAGCUCAGUCUGGAGACGGAAGACCUCUCAGAACACUGACAAAACAAAGGAUGAAGAUCGAGUGACCAACAUGCUGGUACUUGUGAGUUGUCUCUACAUUUCCUGCCUCAUGCCCGGCACAAUCACUGUAACCCUCAGGUUCUUCAUCCAAGGAUUCAACUUUGUGGGGCGAUAUUCCAACUUGUUCAACCUAAUGGGUGGCUUCAUCUUAUUACUGGAGUGCUGCAACUCCUCUGCCAACUUCAUAGUUUACAUGGCCAUGAGCAAGAAGUUCUCCUCCACGUACAAGAGAGUGUUCUUGUGUAGAUCCCCCCAGGCUCGAGGACUUGAUGUCACAGCAAGCCCGAAUACUCUUGCCAGCAGCUUGUCUACCAUAGCCAAAUAGUGGAACUAUGUAUCUUUCCGUAC